Messenger RNA from Carlito syrichta (Philippine tarsier), 1975 nucleotides. It is a transcript of the gene ELF3, whose product is annotated as E74 like ETS transcription factor 3. Gene Ontology annotation, biological process: cell differentiation; regulation of transcription by RNA polymerase II. The transcript is spliced from 9 exons. Bases 111 to 1256 code for a protein of 381 amino acids. Lineage: Eukaryota; Metazoa; Chordata; Mammalia; Primates; Tarsiidae. Gene Ontology annotation, cellular component: nucleus. The record is from RefSeq and is a predicted model, not a curated record. Gene Ontology annotation, molecular function: DNA-binding transcription factor activity, RNA polymerase II-specific; sequence-specific DNA binding.
GUGAGGAGUCUGACACCUCCAGCAGCCUCUAGGCAGGGAGGGCUCCAGCAAACACUGAGGGAAAAACUCAAGCAGAGCCAGGUCUCUUCAUAGUGGCUGCAGCAACGCUGAUGUCUGGGUGGCGUCCAGGUAGCCUCAUGGCUGCAACUUGUGAGAUUAGCAACGUUUUUAGCAACUACUUCAGUGCUAUGUACAGCUCGGAGGACCCAACCCUGACUUCUGUUCCCCCUGCUGCCACCUUUGGGACCGACGACUUGGUGCUGACCCUGAGCAACCCCCAGAUGUCGCUGGAGGGUACAGAGAAGGCCAGCUGGUCAGGGGAGCAGCCCCAGUUCUGGUCCAAGGCGCAGGUUCUGGACUGGAUCAGCUACCAGGUGGAGAAGAACAAGUACGACGCCAGCUCCAUCGACUUCUCACGGUGUGACAUGGAUGGGGCCACCCUCUGCAACUGUGCCCUUGAGGAGCUGCGUCUGGUCUUCGGGCCUCUGGGGGACCAACUCCAUGCCCAGCUACGGGACCUCAUGUCCAGCUCUAAUGAUGAGCUCAGCUGGAUCAUUGAGCUGCUGGAGAAGGACGGCAUGGCCUUCCAGGAGGCCCUAGGAGACCCAGCCCCCUUCGACCAGGGCAGCCCUUUCACCCAGGAGCUGCUGGAGGACUGUCGGCAGGCCAGCCCCUACCACCCCGGCAGCUACGGCGCAGGAGCCCCCUCCCCUGGCAGUUCUGACAUCUCCACUGCAGGGACUGGUACUCCCCAGAGCUCCCACUCCUCAGACUCCGGUGGAAGUGAUGUGGAUCUGGAUGCCACUGACAGCAAGCUCUUCCCCAGGGAUGGCUUCCCUGACUAUAAGAAAGGGGAUCCUAAGCACGGGAAGCGGAAACGGGGCCGGCCCCGAAAGCUGAGCAAAGAGUACUGGGAGUGCCUGGAGGGCAAGAAGAGCAAGCAUGCCCCUAGAGGCACCCACUUGUGGGAGUUCAUCCGGGACAUCCUCAUCCACCCGGAGCUCAACGAGGGCCUCAUGAAGUGGGAGAACCGGCACGAGGGCGUCUUCAAGUUCCUGCGCUCCGAGGCUGUGGCUCAGCUGUGGGGCCAAAAGAAAAAGAACAGCAACAUGACCUACGAGAAGCUCAGCCGGGCCAUGAGGUACUACUACAAACGGGAGAUUCUGGAGCGGGUCGAUGGCCGGCGGCUCGUCUACAAGUUUGGCAAAAACUCCAGUGGCUGGAAGGAGGAAGAGGUUGCCCAGAGUCGGAACUGAGGGUCUGAAGCAGACCUGGGACCAAACUCAUGGACCACUCGGGGCCUGCAGCCCUUCCUGGGAGAACAAGCAGGCCAGAGGGCCCUUCACGUUGGGCAUGCUCCCUGCUGUGCUGUGGAGAGAAGCUGGAGUUCUGAUAUAUUGUCAGCCAUCGUCCUGGGAUCUGGAGCCAGUGGUCUCUCCUCCCUGCCCUCCUCUUGGAAUUACAAGCCCUGGGGUUUGAAGCGACUCGUCCGCUGACUCUAUAGUUGUAAGCGCGUCUCCUCUUAUCUGGUGCCUCCUCAAACCCAAUCCCAGACACUAGCUGCAGAGGAUAACUGUCUCCUGCAGAUGACACCUUCCUCCUGCAGAUGCCUGAACUGAGCUAAAGAGGCCAGGAGAGGCCCUAGAAAAGGAGCACCUCGAAGGAGAGAACAGAGCGGGCUCCUCCAGCGCCUUCUUUCUGGACUGGCUUCCACCUCCCGCUCGGUGCUUGGGCUCCACGGGCGGGGGUCAGAGCACUCCCUAAUUUAUAAAUAUGUCAGAUGUACAUAGAUCUAUUUUUUUCUAAAACAUCCCCCCACACACUGACAAUGGACUGUUGUACUGUUGUAGGUGUGAUACUGGAAUCCUUGGGGUGGAGUGAUGCUAGAACCCGAGGAUGGAGCUCCCGGCUCCUUUCUCCUGUGAAUGGAGGCAGAGACCUCCAAUAAAGUGCCUUCUGGGCUUUUUCUAAACUU